Messenger RNA from Engraulis encrasicolus (European anchovy), 3393 nucleotides. It is a transcript of the gene snx33, whose product is annotated as sorting nexin 33. The record is from RefSeq and is a predicted model, not a curated record. The transcript has 2 exons. Bases 1193 to 2875 code for a protein of 560 amino acids. Gene Ontology annotation, molecular function: phosphatidylinositol binding; protein binding. Lineage: Eukaryota; Metazoa; Chordata; Actinopteri; Clupeiformes; Engraulidae. Gene Ontology annotation, cellular component: cytoplasmic vesicle; plasma membrane. Gene Ontology annotation, biological process: protein transport; cleavage furrow formation; plasma membrane tubulation.
CAAACUCCUUCCCACGGGGAGGCGGUGUGGAGCUGCCUUCCAUUCACCUUAAUGCAUAAAAGGAAAAAAACUUUCCUAAAUUCAUUGUCUCUGCCUAACGUCAUGGAAAGAGUUACUUUGUUGCAGAGAAGGAUAGCAAGAGAAUCUAAAACGAUUGAAGGGAACGUGUGUUUUUAAGGUUUUUCUUUGGCAUCAGAGAAGACAAUAGAGUGCGCGUUGUAUUGCGCGUUGUAUUUGUCUUUGCAAUAUGCUGGGGCUGGAUGCUUGCGAACCUGUUUUGUUCUGAAAAUGGAGCAAGUUCCUGAAGGAAUGUGGAUCAAGCCCAGCAUGCACUAGGAUGUAGUCAUUACUCAUCGUAGGCUACUCCGCACAGUCAAAAUGUUAUUCUUCUUCCUCUGCCACUUUGUUUCUGUUCUGGGACUAAAGGUUGCGACAAUGUUUUGAUGUUAUUUCAAAUCGGGAUGUCUAACGAGCUGGGUUGUGGUGGAUUGCUUUUCUUGCACCAAGGAACGAUAACGCCUCUCCAAGGGAUUACAGUGGUCGUCUCCAUCUUUUCAAUUGUUUCUUGGAAAUAACUUUUUUUUUAUUCCGCCGGUGCGCCCUUUGUCAGAGAGAUGCGGGGAUGAAGUUGGAUUUUUGAUGCAUUGGCAGUGGUCCUGGACAAACUGUUUUGAUUGGUAAAGUCAUGAGAUGUUUGGAAAUAUCCCUUUACAAAGUUAUAGGCUACUCGGAGCCUAGCGGAAUGAUUCCUUUGUAGCCAUCUGCACACCACUGCAAUUGUGACACAGUAUUUUCUAGUAGGCUACGAAAACAAUUGAGAAUUUAUGUAACGUGCGUCAUUCAUAAGCAUAGCUCUCAUACGUUGUUUUAGACCAUUAUUCACAUGCUUAAAGCACGGCUCUGUCAUAACAUGUUUAUAAACAGCCGUCGUUAGGUCUUCUCCGCUGCUUUCAUUCCGCAAGAUUUUUUAUGAAAACUUGGAUGACGUCAACUGCGUAAUUGAAAGCAUAAAAGCUUUAUAACCCUUUCCUUUGUGUGUAUGUUGUACCAUUUCCAAAGGACACUAGUCUGCUUACCCUGUGUUUGGCAAUGAGUUGAAAGCCGUUUCCCAUCCAAGGUAACAACCUUCGCACAGACUAUCUAUUCCAUUGUUGUUAUUGUUUUUAUUAUUCUGCCAGCUUAUAGAGCCACUAUGUCACUCAAAGCUAAGGCCUUAUACACUUUCCAAAGUGAGAAUAAAGAGGAGAUCAGUAUAGAGGAGAAUGAGGAGCUGGUGAUCUUUGACGAAACCUCCAUAGACGGCUGGUUGCAAGGGGAGAACAGCAAAGGGCAAAGGGGCAUUUUCCCUGCCUCGUAUGUGGAGAUCAUUAGGCCGCGCUCUAACUCUAACCUGACAGACUGCUCCAUCAGCCCGGCGGGCUCACCUGGAAAUGACUCUUCCUUUUUCCACUCGGGGUCAAACACCAUGUCGUCCUUCCAGUAUGACGACGAUGACGACGACUGGGAUGACUGGGACGACAGCUCCACAGUGGUGGAGGACGAGGACCACCCGGGGGGGCGAGGGGGCAUGGGGGCCAACGGCCACGCUCACCAGAGCCCGUACAACAACCCCAACGUCCACUACCGCUCCAAGCCGCACAUGGAGAGGCAGGACAGCAUCUCCAGCUCCAGGAAAGGCAGUAUGGUGGGCAGGAACCUCAACCGCUUCUCCAGCUUCGUGCGCUCGGGGGUGGAGGCCUUUGUGCUGGGCGACGUGCCCAUGAUGGCCAAGAUAGCCGAGUCUUACUCCAUAGACAUGAGCGCCAAGGGGCCGGAGUGGCGGGAGAGCCCGCAGCCUUUCAACUGCUCCAUCGAGGAUCCCACCAAGCAGACCAAGUUCAAGGGCAUCAAGACCUACAUAUCGUACAGGGUGACCCCCAGCCACACGAGCCGCCCCGUGUACAGACGUUACAAGCACUUUGACUGGCUGUACAACAGGCUACUGCACAAGUUCACCGUGAUCUCCGUGCCCCACCUGCCCGAGAAGCAGGCCACGGGCCGCUUCGAGGAGGACUUCAUCGAGAAGCGCAAGCGGCGGCUGAUCCUCUGGAUGGACCACAUGACCAGCCACCCGGUGCUCUCGCAGUACGAGGGCUUCGAGCACUUCCUGAUGUGCGCCGACGACAAGCAGUGGAAGCUGGGCAAGCGGCGGGCGGAGAAGGACGAGAUGGUGGGCGCCCACUUCAUGCUGACGCUGAAGAUCCCCAACGAGCACCAGGACCUGCAGGACGUGGAGGAGCGUGUGGACACCUUCAAGGCCUUCGCCAAGAAGAUGGACGACAGCGUCAUGCAGCUCACGCACGUGGCCUCGGAGCUGGUGCGCAAGCACCUCGGCGGCUUCCGCAAGGAAUUCCACAGGCUGGGCAACGCAUUCCAGAACGUCAGCCAGGCGUUCAUGCUGGACCCGCCGCACAGCUCGGACGCUCUGAACAAUGCCAUCUCUCACACAGGCCGCACUUAUGAAAACAUUGGGGAGAUGUUUGCGGAGCAGCCCAAAAAUGACCUCUUUCACAUGCUGGACAAACUCUCCCUCUACCAGGGCCUGCUCUCCAACUUCCCUGACAUCAUCCAUCUGCAGAAAGGUGCGUUCGCCAAGGUGAAGGAGAGCCAGCGGAUGAGUGACGAGGGCAAGAUGGACCAGGACGAGGCGGACGGCGUGCGUAAGCGCUGCCGCACGGUGGGCUUCGCCCUGCAGGCGGAGAUGAGCCACUUCCACAGCCGGCGCGAGGUGGACUUCAAGGACAUGAUGCAGGCCUACCUGCAGCAGCAGAUCCUCUUUUACCAGCGCGUGGUGCAGCAGCUCGAGCGCACCCUGCACAUGUACGACGCUCUCUAAGACCCCACCCGACGCGCUGAGCCAUGCCCCCAUGCCCCCAUGCCCAUGGUCCUACACAUGCUCCAGUCUGUACUGUGCUCCUCCUUGCUCCUAAGGGCCUUCGCACAUCGGCUCCAACAAAGUGCAGAGCACUACUCUUCCAAAGUUCAAUUCCAUUGUUUUCAAUACAACCCCAUGCACCGGCGCCGGUGUCUGAAGAUGUCGGCUGGCGAUUAGGGGCGAGUUCUAUUUUGUCAGAACUACCCUUUGAUUAUUAUCCAUGCUCUGCUGUGGUGAAAUUGUGUGUGGGGGUAAUCGAACAUUGACUGAAGCGAAAGUGCUCCGCAGUGCUGUCUGUACCGAUGUGCGGAGGCUCUAACUCCUUCGAGAUCCCUCAACCCCUCAAGCCCUCUGCAUCUAUCUGCCCCCAUGCCUCAGCUAUACUCCUUUCGACCAGGGCCGGCCCUGCUCCACCCCACCCUACACCACUCCACCCCAGCCCAACAUCCCACCCUUCUCCACCCCACCCCACCCCACCA